GUCUGAGUACAGACACUAGGUUUACAACAGGAAGAAAGACCACUUACGCAACAGUUUGUUUACUACAACGGUCGAAUUUAAAAGGCGGUGUCUGGUGUUUUAAUGCUUCAAGGACAACGAGAACGCGAGCAGACGAUAAUACCACGCAAUAACACGGUAUAUUACCAAGACUAGGAAUUUCAUAAACAUAGCCUACGUGCAUUAUCUAUUGAUAGUGUGAUAUUGUGCAUGUUGCAAUAUUAAAGGGCAUUACCGCUUCUGUGCAAUAUAUAUAAAAUAAAACGCCGGCACCAAGAAACGACACAUAAGUAUCAAACGUAGAAUACUAUUUACAGACAUUUUUGAAGAUGUCGAAAUUUAAAGUUUAUAUCACUAGAAGAAUACCAGAUGCUGGUUUGGAAUUAUUGAAUGGACAUUGUGAAGUAACGAGUUGGGAGGGGGACGAUGCUAUCCCUAAGGAAGAAAUACUCAAGCACGUGCCAGGAAUCAAUGGCCUGCUAUGCAUGUUGACGGAUGACAUUGACAAGGACGUCAUAGAAAAAGCCGGGCCAAGUCUGAAGGUGAUAACAACCAUGUCCGUGGGCUUCGAGCACAUAGAUGUAGAGGAGUGCCGAAAGAGGGGGAUCACGGUUGCCAACACGCCGAAUGUUUCCACGGACAGUGUCGCCGAACUGACCCUUUCACUAUUACUUCUGACCGCUAGGCGGCUAAUCGAAGGCGUAGACUCUGUAAAGAAUGGCCAAUGGGGUCCGUGGAAGCCGAUGUGGCUGUGUGGUGUUGAACUGACCGGUCGGACCGUGGGCAUCCUCGGGCUUGGUCGGAUUGGCUAUGGAGUGGCCAAGCGCGUGAGGCCAUUCGGAAUCAGCCGUAUCCUCUACAAUGAUGUCUGUCAGGUGAGCCAUGCUGAUGAGGUGGGCGCGGAGUUUACAGAUUUUGAUACCAUGAUCAGAGAAUCCGAUGUGGUUAUCAUAUGCUGCAACCUUACAGAAUCCACAAAGCACAGGUUUAACAAGGACACGUUCAAGAAAAUGAAAAAGACUGCCAUCUUGAUCAACAGCGGUCGAGGGGGCGUGGUCCAACAUGACGAUCUCUACGAUGCACUCACUUCCGGUGAAAUUUACGCGGCUGGAUUGGACGUCACUGAACCGGAACCUCUACCACAUGAUCAUCCGCUGGUAGGUCUGCAGAACUGCAUCAUCCUUCCACACAUGGGAAGUAACACGUGGGAUUCUAGAAUCCACAUGGCCGAGACUUCAGCCAAGAAUAUCCUCUCCGUUAAAAAUGGCGAGGUCCCUUACGGUCUCGUUAAAUAAAUAUACAUUUACACAUAGUUAUACUGAGCAAAGCAAGGUCAGAGGGCAAAAUAAGUCUACAGCCUGAAAGUUUGAUUACUAAAUAGAAGUAUUGCUUUUGACUGCGAAAUACGUCUAAAGCUUCAUUACCGUACGCAUUUAAAAAUAAAAAGUUCAAUGUUGAAAAAUGAAGUAUUAACUGCUUAGGAUCUGAUGAAAAUAUCAUCAAUGAUAUAGCUAUAUAGGGUGUAAUAAACAAACUAUGAACGGUAUUUAACCUUGAAAAUUAUGUAAGAAAUGAGAUUUUGAUUUUUGUAUGUUGAAAUUCGGUAUAUAAUUAUUCUCAGUACAAUGGUUGAGUUGGCGGGAAACAAUUAUAAAUAUCUCCUUAAUUACGAAUAUGAAAGUAAAAACAAAACAAUGUACGAUAUUUUUAAAGGGACAUUCCUUCAUUUGAAUAAAAAUAAGUCGUCAAAAUUAAACUUACUGGAAAAU
Messenger RNA from Pecten maximus, 1787 nucleotides. RefSeq names its product glyoxylate reductase/hydroxypyruvate reductase-like. NCBI's taxonomy places the organism in Eukaryota, Metazoa, Mollusca, Bivalvia, Pectinida, Pectinidae. Gene Ontology annotation, molecular function: hydroxypyruvate reductase [NAD(P)H] activity; hydroxypyruvate reductase (NADH) activity; glyoxylate reductase (NADPH) activity. Gene Ontology annotation, cellular component: cytosol. The record is from RefSeq and is a predicted model, not a curated record. The coding region runs from base 348 to 1313 and encodes 321 amino acids. The transcript is spliced from 4 exons.